AUGCUCUCCCAGUUUAAAAACAUAUCUCCUUGUAGCACAGGAGAAGCUGCAGUCCUCAAGGGCAGCUGCACGAGAAUUUAUCGUCUCCCCCCUUCAUACAUUGGGGAAGCCUCCAUUCCAACAGGAUCGUCCCACAGGAAACCCCUUAUGAUUCCCCGACAGUCUGAGGCAUCCCACUUCCUACCUCUUCAGCGCCAACAAAGCACAGUGGAACCAAUAGGGACUGCUGCAGUGACGAAAGUAGCCGCAGCGGACACAUGCAAUGUCUCGACAGUGCCUAACCAGCUGCAAACCCCAUGUGCUUCUGUGUAUGAGGAUGCAAAGCAGCAAGAGCUUUUGGAGCCAUCUUCCAUGUCAGCCACGUUGCUGCGGCCACCUCCCCAGCAGCACGAGCAGCGCCAGCAGCAGUCUAGGCAGCUUUCAUUGCAAAAAUACGAACAGCAUUCGCAGCUUAAGGCUCAGAAUGAAUGGGAGGUAGAUUCGCUUCUGCCAACAGUAUCAGUUGAAUACCCCCAGCAUGAGUGCGUAACACUGGACCCCAACCAGCAGCCGCAGUUUUCAGUGAAGCAGCAGCUGUGCUUUGACACAAAUCAGCAGCAACAGUACAACCAGCAAGCCGAAUCUGAGCUUCCAGAGGGCGCCAGAGAGCAGCAUGAUCGCCUCGCAGCAGAACUGCUGGCUGUCGAGGAGCAGCUUGCCGAAAAGGAGGCCUUGCUGGCUCUGUUUGAUGGCUGUUUGGAGCAGCAGCAGAAGCUGCAGCUUGCAGAAAAGCUACAGCAGCUACAACAAAAGCAGGAGCAGCAGCAGCAGCAGGAGCUGCUCCUGCUCAGGCAGCAGCAAGAGCUAGCAAGACAGAGGAGGCAAGUCGAGGCGCAGAAACGCGAAGCUGAGGGAGCUUUGUUGCUACUUCAACAGGAAGAAGAAGUACUCAAGAAGCAGCAGGAGCAACAGCGAGCAGCAGUUGAGGAACAACAGAAGGAGCAGCAGCGGCUUAAAGAGCAACAAAAGGCCUUUGAAGAUACGCAGAAAGAGUUUUCAGAAGGAAAAAAGCGACAUCAACAGCACCAGAGGGAGCUGGGCUCCCUGCAUGCACGCCUGCAGCUGCAAGGGGUAGAGCCACCUCAGAAACAGGAGCACCUCGUACAGCAGCCGAAGAUGCUGCAGCAGAGACAGGCAGAUAUGAGGGCGUUUAUACGGGCGCAAGAACCACGACUCCAGCAACAAGCACUGCAGCAGCAUCUAGAACCGCAAUACGAGAUGCAGCAUCAAAGCAUGGAUUACAAAGGUCACCAACUCAUAAAGUCGAACAAAGCCCUAUCGCAACAACAGCAAAAGAGUGACUUGCAGCUGCAGCAUCGUAAUUAUGCACCAUUUCUUUCAAGGAACCGGCUACCCCCACUGAACUCUGCUGAGACGACGACAAAGGGGGCGGAGUUGCCUCUGCUGCAUCAGGCACAAGAACAGCUGCUGCUGCAGACUUCCCGUCAGGAGGAGCUGAACGACAGCAAGCUCCCCCCGCAAGGCUCCCAGUGGUGCUCCUGCGAAGAGUUUGGGGGGGAACCCUCCAUGCCUGCCGAGACGAAUAAGUCUUCAGGCAUCCUCGGCAACGCAGCAGCUGCACCUGAGCCGGGGAGAGAGUCGGGUGACUCUACACGGCUCCCUUCAGCGGAGAGUGCGAGUGCUCACAGAAAUUCUCCAGAGAAGAGCAGCAACGCAAUGCAACGGGAGCUUAUCCAACGGCCUUGUGAGGGCGAAGGCAAAAACACAGCGCAGGAAUCAGUUCCCCGCUGUCGCUCCGAGAUGCCGCGACGCGCCUCGCACUUUUCAGGGGGUGAAGAGGGGCAAGAAAGCGCGCAACACAGCAGCAAGUCUGCAUGUCCACGCCGCAGCAACUCACCCCUCGUGGGUGGCUCCACAUGUCCACCUCGACUGUUGAGAUCGACAGAGUCGCAGCGCUUGAGGGAAAAGUCUCUGCAGGAGCAUCUCAAGAGCCUAAAGGCAGCCAAGAGGCCACUGAAUCCUCGCGGAGCACCCAAGAAGGGGUCAGAGUACUUGCGCCUUCAGUCUGGCGACUCUUCGCGCUCUCAGGGGUCUGAAAACCGCAGCAAAAUGAGCAGCUGGGGAAACAUGCACCAGGGUGCGAGCGAAGCCUCCACAAGAAAUCACUCAAAAGAAGCGCCUCGUCUGCGUUCUCGCACUGGUGGAUCUCGCUCAGAGAUAGACCCCCCUAGUGCCUUUUCUGGGGAGUCUCAGUCCUUGCCUCCCCAGGAGAACCUUGAUAGGAUGCGCGGAUGUCUUCAAAGGGCGUGCUCCCGUCUUCCCAACGAACGCGAUGGAGCAUCCAGCAGCCUUAGGCGCACCCGACAGCAGCAGUUGCGGGAGCUGCUGCAGGAACAACGAAGGGAAAUAAAUCUUUUGCUGUUCAAGAAGCACCAGCUCGAAAGAGCGGCCUCAGGGGAAGGCAUCAUGUCCAAGGAGCAAACGAAGUCUCUUGACCCCUCAAGUAGACUCCAGAUAUUCCCUAGAGAGCCCUACUUGCAGGCGGAAGGCUGCACGUCAUCUGCUGGAGACUUCCCCGGCUGUGUCUGUGGUGGAGAUCACCCGCGAACAGCCUGGGGAUCUCUAGAUGACGCAUUAGCAGAAGUUCACAACAAUCAUUCUGGCCUUCAGCGCUGGACUAAGGUCAAUGAGGGAGUGUACUUUUAUGGUGAUACUCAAGUGUCUCUGAGUUUCACUAAUGGGCGCCUUAUGGCGCAGACCGAUGCAGGGCCAUACAUUUGGAACAAAGGAGCCCGUGGAGACAUACUCAAGUUUAUUAAGGCGUCUGACGAGCGCCGGAUGAGAAAAGAGGAAAGCCUCUAG
Molecule: messenger RNA, 2862 nt
Organism: Cyclospora cayetanensis
Lineage: Eukaryota; Apicomplexa; Conoidasida; Eucoccidiorida; Eimeriidae
Product: trichohyalin
Exons: 3
Coding region: 1-2862 (953 amino acids)
Source: RefSeq, a predicted model, not a curated record